CGGAUUAGCCGGUUCAACAAGGCCCUAGCGGUUGCCUUGCGGCACAACCACGACAUUCGACUCCUCGUCACGGUCACGUCAAGCCUAGCCAUGAGUUAUUACGCCACGAAUUACGCCACGAAGUUAGAUACGCCGUUAUGGAAACGGGCGGCGCUUAUGAAGCCGGUGUGGGAAAGGAUGUCAGCGGACGUCGGGGCCGAAGGCCAAGUAGCACAUGACGACGAAGCCCCGAGGGCGGCGCAGGUAAAUAAUAAGGCCAGGCAAUUCCUGGCCCGAACGGCAAACCAGAUCUUCACCAGCAGGGAGCUAUCCGCCGUGGAGGUAUGCAGCAGGCUCCUCGGUCAUCCCAACCACUACUCCAGCGUGGAGAGAUGGCAGAGCAUUCACCUCAAUACGCUGUACUGGGCGGUCUUCAGGAGGUGGCGGGGUCUACAAGACGCAGCCGGACCGGAGGCUCGUCUGCGAGCGGCCCCGGAGACAAUCAACAUAGCGCAGUCUGGUGUGCAUCUUCCACUGCUGGAGGCAUACGCCGGGCGUGGGGCUCUAUUGGAGGACCUCUGCUUCUACGACUAUGCUAGCGUGAUUCAAGUGCGUCGGGUUGGGAAGCGGACGAACGUAGACAAGCCGCAGUAUUUCCCCUUCGACCAAGACCUUGUCAAUGGGGAGAGAUGGAUCCAAGAGCUCCUGAAGGCAGGGGCGCAGUACGUCCCGGUGCUCACCGGCCCCCUCAACCACGACCUGGAUAAGCUAGAGCCAGGAUAUUACCAACGAACCGCGGUGGUCCUCCUAGCACUCUUUGUACCUUGGCAACGCUUCACGUGCCUGGACGAGCUCUACGGCUACCGCUAUGCAUCUGGUGAGUACCCCUCAGUCAAAGACGUGUGGCAAAAGCUGUCGGAAGCCAUACCGGACCGGGUGAAGGGGGUGGUUCACAACAUUAAGCUUUUGCACAAGAGCGCCGAAGAUGCUAAGAAAGACGCGGCGUUGUGGGCUAGCCGCAGCGAAGGUGACGAGGAGAAAGAGCACGAGCCGGCGGAGGAAGGAAUAGCCCCUGGCACCCGGUGGCGACCGCAGAACACGGACUUGAGAUACACAUUCCAUGAUGUGGUGUAUAACCUGCACGGCGAUCAAGGCAUUGCCAAAGACUUCCCCGCACUGGCAAGGCUGCUACAGGCGCUCGAGAGAGCCAGCUUCUCCGACCCCGAACCGGACCCGUGGCGCGCGGACACGCAGUCCGAACAUCAAGCGACAGUAGAAACGAUGACGAAGCCCGAGAUUGGCAUGGUACGGGCGGCCCAGCUGCGGCUCCACAGAGCCAGAGUGCUAGCCAUCGAAGGGGAUGAUGAAGUCGGCGAAGACAAGAACGGCGACGAGGCUGGUUUCGGUCCCGGCGAUGAUCACUUCCUGCUGGUCGGGAACAUGAUAUGCAAGCAGCGAACGCUAAACCGCAUGCAGAAGAUCGCCCUCGGCCUCAUCUGUGAGGCGAUGGACAGAGCGGAGGAAGUGUCAGAUAUAGCCGCUGACGGCAACGAAGUACACACGGUGUGGGAGCAGCCACCUCAACAUCUCCAAUACAUAGGCGGAAGCGGCGGCACCGGGAAGUCUUGGCUCAUCGAGACGCUGAAAGAGGUAUUCGCGGCGAAAGGGUCGUCGAAACGUAUUGUCAUAACAGCUACGUCCGGGACGGCGGCGGCAGGGAUCGGCGGUAACACCAUCCACUCCGCGCUGGGGCUAGCCUUCAAGGAUCAAGACGGAGCGGCGAUGGAAAGCCUACCAUCCGCGAACCUGGAGAGGAGCCGACAGCGUUGGAGAAGGCGUGACGUGCUUGUGGUCGACGAGGUAAGCAUGUUGGGACUUAAGACGCUCUACGAAGUAGACCACAAGCUGCGGGCGCUCCGCGGCUUCCCAGACAGGCCGUUCGGCGGGAUACCGGUGGUGGUCUUCACGGGCGACUUCCUCCAGUUCGGACCAGUACUGCAGAAGGGUCUGCUGAGCCGGGUCGACCCCAGCGACAGCGGCAAGGGGCUACGGAACCUCUCGGAUCGUGCGACGCAAUAUCGAUGGCAGCAGAUCCAGGCCAAGACGACAUGGGAGCUGUUUACCAAUGUGGUGAUCCUAGAGGAGCAGAAGAGGGCCGAGGGCGACGAGGAACUGAUAGGGCUCUUAGAACACAUCCGGACAGGCCGACAGACGGCGGCCGACCUGGACAAGCUCAACUCGCGAUACAUCCCUGACGAGAAGCUCGACUUCACGGGAGGCCGGCGCGCCAUUAUCCCACUCAACCGACACAGGUGGGACCUCACGCUCUGUGCCGCCCUGGCCUUCGGCGAGGAGCACGGCAGGAAGGUGUCCCUGUUCAUGUCCGAUCACCAGUGGAAAACCCGCGUGCCCAGCGAGGAAGAGAUGGAGGCCGUAGUGCUGCUCGGAGAUGACGCGCAGCUCCCCAUCCCAGGCAUCUUUCCGUACGUCGAGGGCAUGCCCGUCAUCGUCAACCAGAACAAGUACCUAGGGCUGAAAGUAGUCAAUGGAGCAGAGUUCACGGCCGCCGGCGUCGUCGCAGACGGAGAGGUAGAAGAACGGGUGAUCCACGACCGGCUGUCUGUCUUCCUCGGGCCGCCAAGCGGCAUCCUUCUCCAAUCGCAGGACACGGAGGGGCUCGCAUUCCCGCACAUACCUCCGG
Ilyonectria robusta is the source of this 2680-nucleotide messenger RNA. RefSeq names its product PIF1-like helicase-domain-containing protein. Lineage: Eukaryota; Fungi; Ascomycota; Sordariomycetes; Hypocreales; Nectriaceae. Gene Ontology annotation, molecular function: DNA helicase activity. The annotation marks the transcript as partial. Gene Ontology annotation, biological process: telomere maintenance; DNA repair. The record is from RefSeq and is a predicted model, not a curated record. The transcript is spliced from 3 exons.